AUGGUUAUAAAUACUCAAAAACUCAAACAAGCAAUAUUCUAUUUAUAUUCAAAUAAAAAUUGUCAUUUCUAUCCUCCUUCGAAAUAUCCUUUAACUCAUUUAAUUGGUCGUCAAACUAUUGAACGUCGUCUUUUAAAACAAGCAAAAUAUGUUAAACAUUUUCUAUAUUCAUUUAUUUUCCUUAUAACAUUUAUUUUAAUUAGUAUGAUAUUUUUUCAAGGACAUAUUUAUGUUUAUAAUUCAUUGUUUGGUCCUUUUCAUCUCAAUUUUGAAGAAUUUAUUAAACAUGUAGAAACUUAUCAAACUAAUCAAUCAUGCUUUUGGAAAAAAGAAUAUAUUCAACUUGAAUUAGGUGAAUAUAAUUUUCAAAUUCCAUUUGAUAAAUAUAAAAUUAUUCGAGAAUAUUCUGAUCCACUCACACGUCAGAAUCAUACUGCAACGUUUAAAUAUUUAAAAACACCAAGGAUUUAUAUGAAAUUACCAACAUUUCAGCAAAAACAUACUCGAGCACGACUUCGAUUCGAUUUUCUAUCAUAUUCAGUUUCAACAUUACAAUGUAUUGUUAGAAAUCUUCCAUCAAAUUCAAUGUUAAGAUAUCGAACAUGGGUCAAAAAAACUGAAUAUGUCAAUUAUAUAAAUGAACAAUAUAAAGGAAAUAUCACUUAUUUUAAUACGAUAGUAGUAAGAGAAUGUGGAAUUCUAAUUGGAUAUUUAUAUAAACCAGUUGAUGAAAAAGGUUUUCUAGGAACUCGAGAAUAUGAAUUUUAUUCAUAUGAUAUAGCAUUUAAUAGAACACACCACUAUUACUCAUUUGAUAAAUUAUUUAUUUAUGGAUUAAUUUUUAUUGGGUUAUUAUUGAUAUAUUUAUUUAAUUUUACAAUUUAUGUCUUAAAUAUAAUUGAUUUUAAAUUAUUUAAUAAAUUUGGAUUAUUAUUAUUUUCUUUAGAUUUAGAUUCCGAUGUAUUAGAAGAACUAUGGUUAUUAAAUAUUGAUAAUCUACCUCAUGAACAAUUAUUACAAUUAGAUGAAUUUAUUCGACAAAGUAAACAUAU
Messenger RNA from Rotaria sordida, 1052 nucleotides. The record is from the annotation of a GenBank genome assembly. Lineage: Eukaryota; Metazoa; Rotifera; Eurotatoria; Philodinida; Philodinidae.